Messenger RNA from Didymodactylos carnosus, 4309 nucleotides. The record is from the annotation of a GenBank genome assembly. NCBI's taxonomy places the organism in Eukaryota, Metazoa, Rotifera, Eurotatoria, Philodinida, Philodinidae.
GCCUAGAGAUCUAGAAUAUCACAGAUUAAAGAGAAAAGUGUGCUAAAGAUUCUGAGAUGUUCCUACAGUCUACACAUUCUUUCAUUCAGAAACUAUGAGAAAAAUACAAACACCUACUUUUUCGGUUGCGUUUUGGAAAGUAAGUGUUUGUAUUUUUCUCAUAGUUUCUGAAUGAAAGAAUGUGUAGACUGUAGGAACAUCUCAGAAUCUUUAGCACACUUUUCUCUUUAAUCUGUGAUAUCCUAGAUCUCUAGGCGUCUCUUUACUCAAACAUUAUAAGAAAAACAAAAUGCAAAAAGAUCGUUACGGAAUUUCACUCCGGUAGCAGAGAUGGCUGGUCAAAGCGCUCACACAUGGAGAAAAAAAUGCAGCAAAAAAUAAUAUGCUAUUGGUCAACAGAACCCGUUGAGGUUUUGGUACUUCCCUUACCAAAACACAACAUAGAGUGCACAAUCCACUUAAUGCCAAAGAGUGGCAUCUAAUACAAAUAGACUGUUUCAUGUAUGUAAUGUCAAAGUUAACAGACAUUUAGUGUAUGUCGACAUGGACCAUAGGUGGCAAAAUUUUCAUAGUAUACAUUGGGUAUUUCUGACAGUGCGUGGUGGGAGGUGAGGGCAGUGUGAGAGUUAGUUCGAAAAGUGGUUUCGCGCAAAAGAUAUUUUUGUGAUGUCGUAUGAAUUUGCUUUAGCUUUUCAGACGGUUAUCUGGUAUGAAAUUAGUUGAAGAUGAAACUAUAUUUUGAAUCUCUAAUAUAGCUGAGAAAAAAUUCCUAUGCUCUAUGUCGACAUAAUGACGGUUCGCGGUAAGAGGUUUAAAUCUCACAAAAUUCUUGUGAAGAGACAGUCGAAUCUUUGUAUGUGUCCAUAUUGUCGUCAGAACGUCUAGCUCCUAUGAAAUAUAUAUGAAAAGAAAAGAAGACGAAAAAUGGAUUAUAUAUGCAUUCUUUUUGUUUGCAAGGUUCUUUUAAGAACUACAAGACAAGAUUCUUGCAGAAAAUCCCUUUCUUGUGAAUUCAGAUAAGAAUCCGUCUCGCGAUUCUUAUAUGAACUCACAAGAAAGCUAUUUCCUACAAGAUUCUUGUGAUAAAAAUAGCGGCAAAAUAUUUCAUAAAAUUCUUGUCUGAAAUGCCAAGAAACAAGAAUCUUGCAGGAAUACCCGUAAGAACGUUGCCCAGUGUGUAUAGUUAAGAUAAAAUCUCGAUGAAGAAGUAUAAAACUUUUCUACUGUUUCUCGGUGUAAGAUAAAAUUAAUGCAGGUACUAAGGUAGAGUUCGUUGAGCUGUACAACAUUGCUCACAGGAGAAAGAUGGAACAAUUUAUCCUUAAUUUAUAAAACUUUUUCUAUAUUCUUUCUUAUAACUCAUUUUACAUAGCGCAUUUAAUCGUUCACUGUUUGACAGGGUAUGAUAGAGCUCGUUAAGCAUCAGGAUAUAGAUUACAUGAGAAGUACAGAAUCAUAAACUACUAAGUACUGAACGAACGUGUUCCAUAGUUUCUCUUCAGUCUUUAAUUUUAUUAUCGCUAUUUUUCCUUGGUCUCCACACACUUUCUUGUUCAAUUUUACUAACUUUAUCGUGCAUUUCAUGCUCUAUUGCGCUCUAUAUCUUAUUUGUCUAUUUAUCUGCGUAUUUACUUUGUUAUUAAAUUAUUAAUAAACAUUUUUCUUUCUGUUAUUCAUCCAUUAUUUACCUAUUAUUAUUGAUUACAAGUGACUGGUUAUUUCCAGGAACCAAUAAAAUAAUUCUUAUAGUAUACAGAAACAUUAGAACAAUCGAUUCCAUGACUGACGACAAAACAGAAACUCCUGAAUUACAAAUCGUUCGUCUCGAAGAAAAAAUCAAAUAUCAAGAUGCAAUCAUUGAUCUCCAAAAAAGUAGGAUCAAGUGUCUACAACAAGCAGCCGAGCAACAUACUUCUCAAGUUCAACAGCAACAUUCUCUUGUGAAUCUGCUCGACAAUCUCUCUACUACGAUUCAAAACCUCAACAAAAAGCUCGAUGAACCAUCCUCUCUACCUACUUCCUCACAGCAGCAGCCAUCAGCCAAUCUUCUCAGCAACAAACAACUGCAAACCCUUCAUUUACUUCUCAGGAUCAUCCACUGUCGAACAAAAUAAAACACUGUAUUAUUGGCGACUCUUUAACAACACACGUAGAUAAACGUAAACUUCAGUCGAUCCAUCUUCAAACCGAUAUUCGUUCGUUUCCUCAAGGCGGUACCCUCGAGCGAGUCUCUCAAUUGAUUCAUCAAGGACGUCUUGAUGAAACUCUCUCUUCUUCUCAACCAGCCACCUUUAUUCUUGGAACCAAUAAUCUAACAGUUGAACAACCAACAGCAGCGAUAGAAAAAGUCAAAAAUCUCGUACAUAUUAUGAAGAAAAAUGAUUCUACAUGUAAUCUGAAUUUUGUUCUAGUUCCACCUCGUCGCUUUGAAUCAAUAUUGGACGACGUAAACAUUGCCGAUUCUGUUAAAAUGUUCAAUGACGAUUUACAACAACUCUCUUCUCAGCUAAAUUUCAAAACAAUUGAUUUAGGCAUUUCAUUAGAAUAUGUCAGUCGUCGUGAUGGUAUUCAUCUUACUCCUGAAGGAGUUAAUAAAAUUACAAAAACAUUAAUACGAACAUUAAAAUCAAAAAUUUUACAUUAUUGUGUAAGCCAUACAGGAUUAAUGUCGAAAAAUUACCAGGAUGAACAGACCGAUGAUGAAGAUGCAAAGGCAUAUAAACGAUUAUGUAGCAAACAUCGACAAGUUAAACGAAGACAAAGGCUUACUAGCCUAUUCUGUCCCGAUGCUUCUACAUUGACUGAUUCUUCUGUUAUAUGUACACAAGCUUUUACAUUUUCAGAUGAAGAAGAUAAUAACAAUUAUAAUACAUCUACUGAUUCACCUACUCUGUAUAGUCAAAAUUUUCUAUUUUUUGAUGAAGAAAAUAAUAACGAUACAAAUCAUACCGAUAAUGGAAUUCUUACUGCAAAUGUUGAAUUCGAAAAUUGUUAUGAUGAUAAAAAAUCGCAAAAUUUUGAUACUGAUUUCAUUGUUGACUCAAUGUUUGAUAUACAUGAUACUGAACCAAAAAUAGAAUUAGAAAUAGCAAAAUAUAUAUGUCAGGCAAAUCUUGACAAAACAAAAACAAAUCACUUGUUGACAUUAUUAAAUCAUGUGCAUGAUCAACGUCAAUUACCACCAUCUUCAAGUAUUGAUUUAUGGGAUAAAUUGAAUAUAAAAUUCGAAUAUACAAAAAUUGAAUACUGUACAAGUUGUACGUUGGAAAUAAAUGGAUCUUCAUGUUUAUGCAACAGUACUAAUAAACAAAUUUCAUCUGAAUUGAUAAUUUUUCCCACUGUUAAAGAAAUCGAACGAAUCGUUAACAACAAUUAUGAUUUAAUGUUAAAUUAUAAAUUACAAAAAGAUGAUAAUUUAGAUGAUAUUGUCUUAGCAAGAAUCGUCGAAGUGCCACGACCUUUUCGUAAUAAUGAACAAAAUACAAUACUAUUAUGUCUUUGGCAUUCACCUCGUGCCCCAACAGCUAAUCAACUGCUGGGUCGAAUUGUAGAAGAUAUAUCUCGUCUACUUGAAAGUGGUAUUUAUAUUAAUAUCAAUGGCUUAGGUUAUGUUCAUUUUGAUCUUUAUGUCCAAGGUGUUUGUGCUGAUGGACCUGGUCAAUCGAAAAUAACUCAAAUAGUAGCGCACAACGGAUAUUAUGCAUGUCGAGUAUGUGAACUUCAAGGAAUUUAUAGUGCACGUGAUAAAACAUGUACUUACUCAUGGUCUUCAUUUGUACAUACAAAUCCACGUUUUCGAACUAGAGAUCGAUUUGAAUUAUGCUUGAAAAAAGUUGAACGUCUUUUUAAUAUGGGCAAUACAGAUAUUAAUGUUUAUGGUAUAAAAGGAAUAUCUCCAUUAAACCAAUUGAUUUUCUUACCUACACAAUCUAUUUAUGACUAUUUUCAUUUAUGUCUUGAGAUUGUCAUUAUGUUCAGUUCAGAAUCAUGUUUACAUGGAUUAUACAAAUUAGCUCAUGGAACUAAACAUUUGGGCGAACAAAUUGCUUAUUGGUAUACUAUUCAUCGUGCUAUUCAUUCGAUGUCAAUUAAAAAUCAACCAGGUAUUAUUCAUAAUGGGUGUCUCAUCGAUGGGUAUAUUGAUGAAUUUAUUAUCCAAAAAUAUCAACAACAAUUUGAUAAUGCAUUUUUUCUCAAGUUCUUUUGUUCACCAGACAGAGCACUUCGUUCAAAGUGUUUUUUCCUUUCAUUUCAUGAUGCUCGUUUUAUUGUUUGUACACCUAUUGAUAAUGAACUUGAACAUGAUUAA